This is a messenger RNA of Medicago truncatula (barrel medic), 1907 nucleotides long. RefSeq lists its product as uncharacterized. Bases 218 to 1699 code for a protein of 493 amino acids. NCBI's taxonomy places the organism in Eukaryota, Viridiplantae, Streptophyta, Magnoliopsida, Fabales, Fabaceae. The transcript is spliced from 5 exons. The record is from RefSeq and is a predicted model, not a curated record.
ACGGUAUUAUUUCUUGAUCAACUUCUGAUCCCCUUAAUUUUCCAUUAAAAGAAGAAACAGAACCAAACACUUUCGGAUCCACCAUGCAUUUCUUUUCUUCUUUUACCACAAACCCCAAUUCUCCCUCUGUCAUGUGAACUCUCGUUGCGAAUUCUUCUUUUCCCUUUCAAAGGAGGAUUUUGUUCCCAUUAAAGGAAAAAUCGAGCGUGCUUUCAUCAUGUUUAACCCGGAUGGCUCUCAUGCUGAUGAUAAAACAAAAAGGUUACGAAGGCUAUUAAGAAGACGGGAGGCCAGGAAUGAUAUUUUGAAGCAUAAUCGUGCCGUUAGUGCUUCAAGGACAACUGCGAUGAUUUGUGGAAAUACGAAUGUCUUAAUAGAUAAAAAUGAUUAUAUGAUAGAUGAUGAUGUAAGUGAAGAUUGCAGAAUAAUUUUGAUUGCAAAUACUGGUGAUGAUGAUGAUGAAGAUUAUGGAUCUUUUUUAACUACUUAUAAUCCUGGUAUUGAAAAUGACAGUGAUAAGGUGGAUUCAGAUUUCGCUACCUUUUUGGCUACAUAUGAUCCUGGUGUUGAAAUUGACAGUGAUAAGGCGGACUUAGAUUACGCUACCUUUUUGGUUACGUAUGAUCCUGGUGUUGAAAAUGACAGUGAUAAGAUGGAUUCAGAUUACAGUACCUUUUUGGCUACAUAUGAUCCUGGUGUUGAAAUUGACAGUGCUAGUAACCAUAGUGGUGCUUCAAAUAUUGAUGUUGGCAAUAGCAAUGACAAUGAUGAGGUGGAUGCAGGUUACCAAUCACUGUUGCCUACAUAUGAUCCUCCUGGUUAUAUUAGCGAUGAUGUUGGUGUAGAUGAAGAUGAUCACAUAUUGGUCAACCUGGGCAGUGAGUCACUAGGACAAAAUUCAAGUGAUAAGCAAAAUUCACUAUUUUCUGAUCCCGCAUUUGAAAAAAGCAAUGAACUAUUCCUUGAUCCUACAUAUGAUCCUCCUGGUUAUAUUAGUGAUGAUGUUGGUGUAGAUGAAGGUGAUCACAGAUUGGUCAAUCUGGGUAGUGAGUCGCUAGGACAAAUUUCAUGUUUUAAGCAAAAUUCACUAGUUUCUGAUCCGGCAUUUGAAAAAAAUAAUGAACUAAUCCUUAAUUCUGCGACGAUUGUUGAUGGUGAUAAGGAGUAUAUGAGUUGUAAGAAUACCACAAACACACCCACGGUGGAGGAUGGGGGUAAUUGCUCCGAUCCAGAUGUUACUAUUUUGGAACCUUAUCAAGUUUGUGAAGAUACCCCUUUCGUUCCUUCAAAAAGAUAUGAUUCAUCUUAUUUUGAAGAAUUGAAUCCCAAAGACGAAGUGCAAAUAGCUGCUUAUGAUGAUUCUCAAUUUAGGAGAAGACUUUUGGAACAUCUUGAAAGGCCUUAUAACCAACAAGAGUAUGAGUCCCUUCUGCUCGAACUAUGUGAGAAAAAGAAACAGGAACGCCAUUUCGAAACACGGCGGAGGGUGGUUGAAUCAUAUCACACGGAAGGUGUCACUACACCGUAUCAUGUAAUGUACCCUGAUCUAACCAAAGCUAUUGCUGAGGAGUCCAAGAAUAAGCGUAGGAUUUUGUUUCUCUUGCGUGGAUUUUUUUUCUAUAUGAAAAAUGUGUGCCACAUGGGUUCAUUUCAGCCUUGGCUUGACGAGUCUUGUUUGGAGUUAAUGCGAAAACUGUAAAAUUGGAAUCUCUUAUAUCUAGGAUUAGGACUUAGGAGGCAAUCCUUUUUUAAUCUGCACAUGCAACAAUGUUUAUGUACAAUUAAACUAAUCACUGAACUAUAGAUUUAGGAGGCAAUCCUUUCUUAAUCUGCACUUGCAACAAUGUUCAUGUACAAUUAACUAACCAGGAAUGUUUUAAGUACGAUAAUAGUCUUUUAACAACCAA